AAAACCGGCACCUGCUGUUCACCCCCCCGCUCCGCCUUCGUUCUAGUCGGCGCCGGGCCCCCGCCGGGUGGGGUGGCAGGUAACGCGGGCUGGAGCAGACUGAAAUCUGGAUUUGUUGCAAGACUGAAAACAGGCGUUGUUGAUGGCUUAGGUCCUAGGAGAUACCAAAGGCAUGCUGGUUUGCUGGCAACAUUACUGCAAACUAUUCACGAUACAAUGAAGUGUUUCACUGUACCUUCCUAAUGUUAAUGGCUUUGUUGUAUCCCAAUAACACUUUGGUUGAUGUUAAUAAGUGACUCCUCCCUGCUACAACAGCUAAAAUGCAAGGGCAGAAUUUACUGCAAAUGAAUAGUAGUGUGGAAGGAGAAAACCAGUCAUGUUUAAAAGCUCUCUCUACAGAGCAGUAUGCCAUCUCACCAAGUGAAUACAGCUUUAGAACUGGAAGCCAUUAUUUAAACCAAAAUGGAAAUCUGGAUGCAUCCCUAGAAAUGGAACUGGUUCAGGAAAAAACUCACAGCAAGAGGGAUGAUGGAACAAUUGAUGAAGGAUCACUGGAGAUGCCUCAGGAUAUCAACACAGUGGAAUCCAGCAAUACUUGGGGUGAUUUUGAAGGUUUCAGUGAGGUCAAGCUGGUGAACUUAAGUAACAUUCCAGAACCUUUGGAGAAGAUAAAUGAAAAGGUGUCACAUACAAAUGGUAUGGAUAUCAGUGACACUCCUUCCACUACCUCAUUCAGACAAGUUCUUUCCAAAGCAGUUGGAUACGAAAAAGAAACAGUUGCUAAAGCUACAAUGAAGGUUGCCAUCAGAUCUGAAGAGACUGUUAAACAGAGUUUUCCUGAAAUCCCAGUACCACAAUGCUUGGAUAAAAUAAGUACAUUGAAGCAAGUGCUUCACCCAGAAAGACAAGAUGCAGACAUUCCCGAAUGUACAGAGAAACAAGCUUGCCUUGACUCAGCAAAUUUAUGGAAAACUCUUACUCAGUGCAAUAGCCCUUCUGAUUUAAGAUGCCAUCGAAAUGAAUUUCGUUGUCAAGAAAAUCUUUUAGCUGUGCUUGGAAUCAAUGCUAAUCAAAAGGCUGUUCCAGAAUUUAUGGGCAGUAUUUUGGAAAAAACUAACAGAGAAAAUGAAGAUUCCAGAGUUGAAAAAUUCAACCUUAGCACUUGUAAAGCACUAAUUCAAACUAAGCUAUCUGUAUCUCCUGAGCCAAGACAGAAUCAUCUGUUUACUUACAACUUGUUCCUGAAGAAGACUCCAUCCAGUGCAAACAUGCAAUAUAUAACAGUUUCACAAAAAAAGAGGUUUUUUACUGCACAAAGUUUAAGGAUGAAAAUGUUUAGCAGUAAUGUUUGCUAAUGGAAAUGUUUUCCAUUGUAUCACUUUUUUAAACAAAUUUUAAAAUGAAAUGUCUUUGGAGAAAA
Ahaetulla prasina is the source of this 1420-nucleotide messenger RNA. RefSeq names its product clathrin binding box of aftiphilin containing 1 (gene CLBA1). The coding region runs from base 321 to 1355 and encodes 344 amino acids. Gene Ontology annotation, molecular function: clathrin binding. The record is from RefSeq and is a predicted model, not a curated record. Gene Ontology annotation, biological process: intracellular transport. The transcript has 6 exons. NCBI's taxonomy places the organism in Eukaryota, Metazoa, Chordata, Lepidosauria, Squamata, Colubridae. Gene Ontology annotation, cellular component: trans-Golgi network membrane; AP-1 adaptor complex.